GAGCUCCUAGUGUGCCAAGCAUGGGCGGUAUACAGCAAACAAAGACAACCCCUAUUCUUAUUUUGCCUACUGAAUGCAAGACCAGGAACAAUGUAAGCAGACCGUCAGGGGAGCUCUGGGAAACACCAAAAAAUAGCCUCUCCCCCCAUUGGCUGCCAGGAUGGAAACAAACUACCUAAAGAGGUGCUUCGGAAAUUGCCUGGCCCAGGCACUGGCAGAGGUGGCAAAGGUUCGGCCCAGUGACCCAAUAGAAUACCUGGCUCACUGGCUUUAUCAUUAUGAGAAAACAGCGAAAGCAAAAGAAGAGAAUAGGGAAGAGAAGAUCCAGCUACAGGAGGAAUAUGACAGUAGCCUCAAGGAAAUGGAAAUGGCAGAAAUGCUGAAACAGGAAGAAUAUCAGAUUCAACAGAACUGUGAAAAGUGUCAUAAGGAACUGAAUUCUGAAACUGUUUCCACGAAGAAGACCAUAUUCAUGCAGGAGGACACAAACCCCCUUGAGAAGGAGGCCUUGAAGCAGGAAUUCCUGCCAGGUACUUCCAGUAUGAUUCCAGGAAUGCCUCAACAGGUUCCUCCUUCAGAGUCUGCUGACCAGAUUGACUGGAACUUCAGAAUGCCAAAAGAAAUAAAUUACAAGGAGGCUUUUCAGCAUGAAGUUGCUCAUGAAAUGCCUCCUGUCUCCAAAUCUCCUUCUUAGGUUACCAGAAGGUAGAUGCUUCUGAUUUGCUUUUCUCAAAGCUGGAAGCCAAGUAAAUGCCAGCUAGAACCAAGAUUUAAGGGGCUGUAAAAGGAGAGUUCAGGGACUCUCCAGCCUACUCCUGUUCUGAAAAACCUUUAAUCAUGUGAAUAUUUGAACUAGUUAUAGGAUAAAAUAAACUCAGAAUACAGAUUUUAAAUAAGUAAACAAAUGGCUGUGACUUUUUCCUCUUGUGUUUUCAAUGUUUUGGAGACUACACAGUGAAAAUACAUCUGUUGGGGUGAUCAGACCGGACACCAGGCUGUGGGGGCUACGAAGUCUGGCGAAGUCGAAGGAAUGAGAAAAGACAAGAGAGAAAGUGGGACCAGGGGGCCAACGCUGGUAUGGAGGCUGCAAAGGCCCCAAGCUCUGGGAUCCCACACUAUUUAUUGGUGAUCAAACAAAGAAACAGGUGGUGAGGAUGUGGGGGUUGAAAGGAAGUGAUGUAUCAAGUGAACAAGCUACAGCUGUGAUGGUUUAGCAUUUUCUUUGAAACAUAUGGCUACUUGAGAUAAUGGGAGUGCUAGAAGCAAGGAGCCAGCAAGUCUAGACACAUUCCAAAGGUCCCAAGGAGUUUUACCCUGGACCCUGGACAUGUUCCAAGCCCUGUCACAGCUCCUCUCUCAACACUCAGCUUUCCUCCCAACACACAUCCAUCUCGUGUGUUCAUGUCUUAACUUUUGCUUCACUUCACAGUCAGGCCUCUCAGAGUAUUAUUUACACAUAUCCUGGAGUCUGCCUUUGUCACUGAUAGCAGAUAUUUUUCUUGAACAUAUAUUACCAGUUUUUUAAUACUUUUUUUCACUUUUUGUAAUUGUGGUAAAAUACAUGUAAGACGUACCAUCUUAACCAUUUUUAAGUGUGCAGAUCAGUGGUGUUAAGUAGAUUCAUAUUCUUUUGCAACCAUCACCACCAUCCAGCUCCAAAACUCAUCUUGCAAAACUGAAACUCUACGCCCAUUAAAUAAUAACUCACCAUUUCUCCCUCUCCCCAGCCCCUGGCAACCACCAUUCUACUUUCUGUCUCUGUGAUUUAGAUUACUCUGUAAGUAUGUUGUACAAAUAGACUCAUACAAU
Messenger RNA from Piliocolobus tephrosceles (Ugandan red Colobus), 1809 nucleotides. RefSeq names its product DPY30 domain containing 2 (gene DYDC2). Gene Ontology annotation, cellular component: Set1C/COMPASS complex. Bases 161 to 694 code for a protein of 177 amino acids. NCBI's taxonomy places the organism in Eukaryota, Metazoa, Chordata, Mammalia, Primates, Cercopithecidae. The record is from RefSeq and is a predicted model, not a curated record. The transcript is spliced from 4 exons.